Plasmodium gallinaceum is the source of this 540-nucleotide messenger RNA. Its product is annotated as conserved Plasmodium protein, unknown function. The transcript has 4 exons. The record is from RefSeq and is a predicted model, not a curated record. Lineage: Eukaryota; Apicomplexa; Aconoidasida; Haemosporida; Plasmodiidae. Bases 1 to 540 code for a protein of 179 amino acids.
AUGAGUAAAAAAUUCUUUGGAAAAAUAACUGAAGGGAUUAGUCCUUAUAUAUGGAAGAAUAAUUUUUAUUCUUUGAACUUAUUUAAGAGCUAUCCACCUGUUUUCAGCUGUUUAUCUAAAAGAUGUGUUUCAACAAAUAAAAUCGAGAAAAAAAUCACUAACAACAAUGAUAAAAAUGUUAUGUAUAAAAGUUAUAAUGACAGAUUAAAAGAAGAUAUAACACCCUUAAACUUAAUAAAAAGUUUACCAUCUAUUAAUCAUUAUUUUAACAUUUUUGAUAUGACUAAAUUUGCUAUAAAAUAUGUUCUUAGUUAUAGAUUUUUUUUUAUUUAUAUGGCAAGAACUACAUUUCAGGCAGUUAGACCACUUAUGGCUUUUUGUGUUUUUGGAGAAUUAAUGAAACUAAUAUUAGCUACAAUGACAAGUGGUAUUUUUGCUUUUUUCUUUUCUUUUGUUUUAGCUUUUGAAGUAUUAUACUUUUUUUUACAAUGUUACAUAUCAUAUACAUUUUUAACUAUGUUCUUUGAUGUUAUGUUUUAA